AUGAGGAGUAUAUUUAAAUUAAGUUCUUUUAUGUCUGUAGCUCUUGCAGCAUCGGAUGUUUUAACUAUAAGGUCUACAUCAAUAUCAACUUACUCAUCAUGUUCAUCAUCAGCGUCAAAUAUUCCCGUCUUACCCCAACUGUCAUCUGUUUUUUAUGGUAAUGUCUCAUCUGGAUCUAUUCAAGCCGAUGCAGAGCCUACUUCAUUUGCAAGUUCAAGUUCAAGAGUUCAAAUAACAUCAUACGAAUACGAGACUGAAUAUGAAACCGAUCAAAUUACUUACACAACAUGUGAUUCAGAUGGAUAUUGUUACGUCACUACAGAUUUACAAAAAUUAACAACUUAUACAACUACCGUUGAUGGUAUUUUGACAGUGGUCACUACAGCUAUUCCUGUGGAAACAGACGACUUAUCAGCUCCAUCAUCAUAUUCAUCAGCAGUGAACCCAAGUUACAUCCAACAAACAGCUCAGGACAUUAUUGGAACUUCAACUGAAUCAACAUCAGAGGAACCAACCUCAACUGAAUCCACCUCAAUUGAAUCCACUUCAACCAUUGCUAGUCAAACUUCAUCUGUUGUUCAAUCUUCCGCUGUAAUUACCACAUCGGUUGUGCAAUCGCAUUCAUCUUCAGUAGCUGCUGGUUCCGAGUCAGAUAUAACUUCUUCCGAAAUAAAGACGACUUUAGUCACAAUCACUGCUUGUUCACAUGGAUCAUGUUCAGUUGUUGAAAAAACAACAGGUUACCAAGUUUAUACAUCAGAUACGACAGUUUAUACUACCUAUUGUCCAUUAACCAACGAAGCUUCAUCAUCAAUUGCUCCUAUUCCAGAAACAACCAAACUAAGUGUUAAACCAGAAUCAACUCAUACACAAUACUCUACUGAAAUUAUCACUAAAACAUCUUGUAGUAACAACAAAUGCUCAGAAGUAUCAAAAGAGACUACGGGGGUUAAAAUCAUAAGUAAUAUAGAUACAGUUUACACCACAUAUUGUCCAUUGAGUGAAAUUCCAACAAUCACAAUUGAAUCAAAACCUCAAGAAACAACCAAAACCAUUGCUUCUGCUACUGAAUCAAAAUCUCCUGUCACUGUCAAUGUUAUAACUGACAAUAUUGUCGUACAAACUCCAACUAUAAUACAACAAAGUUCACAAGAAACUACUAUUGCUGCUCAAUCAAGUUCAGAUGCCAUUAAUACUUAUAGUGUAACCACUUAUGAGGGUGUCGGUGUUUCGGAAUCAAUGAAAUCCACCAAGUUCUUUAUAACCUUGCUUUCAUUAAUAUUUUUGAUAUGA
Messenger RNA from Lodderomyces pseudojiufengensis, 1293 nucleotides. RefSeq names its product Pga38p (gene PGA38). The coding region runs from base 1 to 1293 and encodes 430 amino acids. Lineage: Eukaryota; Fungi; Ascomycota; Pichiomycetes; Serinales; Debaryomycetaceae. The record is from RefSeq and is a predicted model, not a curated record. The transcript has a single exon.